Messenger RNA from Notolabrus celidotus (New Zealand spotty), 3294 nucleotides. RefSeq names its product G2/M phase-specific E3 ubiquitin-protein ligase-like. Gene Ontology annotation, cellular component: nucleus. NCBI's taxonomy places the organism in Eukaryota, Metazoa, Chordata, Actinopteri, Labriformes, Labridae. The transcript has 9 exons. Bases 149 to 2314 code for a protein of 721 amino acids. Gene Ontology annotation, molecular function: ubiquitin-protein transferase activity. The record is from RefSeq and is a predicted model, not a curated record.
GUAGCUAUGUGAGAGGAGAAUGUAUGUGUGUGUGAGAGAGAGUAUAGUUGAAACGGAAGUAGUAUAGUGGAAACGGAAGGCAGCUCAUUUGUCGCGCUGUGAUUGGCCGAGAGAAGCUCUAGCAGGGUCAUUUCAGGUCAAAAUCAGCAUGGAAGGAGGAGAGGAGAGGCAAACACUGCAGCAGGCAAUAGGGGUUUUAAGGAACAUUUUAACAUUCCCCGAAACCAUAGCAUCCCUCUCCUCUUCCGUCGAGCGGCAGAGGACAUCUGCACCGACCGCCAGCCACAGUACGACGGAAAGUGAGCUGCGUCAACUGUUCAGGCCGAGCAGCUCCCGAGUUGCCAACCCUGCAGCGGUCGCAACACAAGGCCAACAGUCUCUGCGAUACCAGACGCAGCAGCAUUUUGGGAACUGGAGCUCCCGCUCAAAGAAAAGGGCCAAAACACAUUUUCAUGAUACUUUCAACAAAGACGUCAUCCUUCUUCCAAGGCCAUCAAGCAAUGUCGUCGUCAAGCAUCGCAAAAAGCAACGGCUGCAUGAACAGGGACAUAUACUGAAUGGAUUUGAAUUCCAGAAAUCUUGGGACCAGAGGACUGUCACUGAACAAAUAAGGGAUGCCUUUGGAGAAAAACUCUCUGCUGAUGUGAGCCUAGAGUUUCUGAUGGCAUGUGGCAACAGAUUAAUUUUGCCCAAACUGCGUGCUGGACAGGAGCUGGAUGCAAAUCUCAUACAUAAAGUAUAUAAAUCUAAAGCCCUGUACAUCAGACCAUCAAAGCCAGUUAUGGCUGAUCUUUCAGGCUACAGCAGUGAGGAGAAUUGUGAGGUAAACCCUGCUUCAGCGAGGCAGCUGCGCUCCUCAUCUCUAACACAAGAUAUAUACUCACGUGUCUCUUCAGAGAGCUUCAACGAUGUUACAACAGCCUCCCCACCAAACUGCACUCCUGAGGUUGAAACUUAUCCCUCGUCACUCAUCCCUCAUCACAGCAGCUCACCCAACUACAGCAGCACUUCAACCAGUUCUUAUCAGUUGCCAUCAUGCUCACUAAGAAGCUGCCCUACCGAAAGUCAGCCUUCUACCGCAUCAUAUGGAGGAACAACCUCGGAUGAGCCAAAUCUGGUGCUGACUUCUGUGUUACCCUCUAGCUCGACACAGCAUCAGUCAGCAAACUAUGACAACUACCUUUCGGUUGUGGCUGCACUGUCUGACAUGUCUUCUGAUGAGGAGGACUUGAAUCAGGCUAUACUAGCAAGCCUGCAGAGUGAAAGAAGGACCACAGCAUGUUUUGUGCCAGAGAGGGAUAUUUUGCAAGACCUCGCAACUAAAAUAAACCAUCACAAGAAAUGCAAGUUUAACAUUAACCGAGCCACAGUCCUGGAUGGAGCCAUCAGAGGUUUUAAACGAGGGACAUACGAUCCAUGUCACACCAUUUCUGUCAGGUUUUCUGAUGACAUGGGAGUUCCUGAAGAGGCUGUCGACUUGGGUGGACCAAGAAGAGAAUUUUUAAGACUUCUAAUGGAAGCCUUGCCCCAAUCUCCAAUGUUCGAGGGAGAAGAAGGCAAAAUGAACUUGGCCUUUAACAGUACUGCCAUGAGAGAGGACCGGUACUUCAUUGCAGGCAGGGCCAUCGCAGUAAGCCUUGUACAUGGCGGACCUCCCGCAGGCUUUCUGUCCCCAACUCUCUUCUCUUGCCUUGUUGAUGGCCCAGAACGUGCUAAUCCAGUUUUGAAAGAUGUUGCGGAUAGUGACCUGCUCGAAAAAAUUAAAAGGGUCACAGAGUGUAAAUCAUUUGAAGAUCUGCUCGCAACAACAGAGCCACUUCAGGAGUACCUGUCCAAUGCUGGCUGCCUAAGGCCGCUGCGGAGGUUGGAAGACAGGAAUAUGCUUGUAGAUGACAUCCUGAUGUUCCAAGUGAUACACAGAGUGCGUGGUCCUUUUGAGAGAUUUCGGGAUGGACUGAGAACACUUGGUGUGCUGGACAAAAUCCAAGCUCACCCGGAGAGUUUUCGCCCCCUUCUAUGCUGGUCUCCUACAAUCCUCACUGCUGACUUGGUUGACAGCCUUUUCACCAUCCGCCUAUCUCCAGUUGGCAGCAAUAGAAGGCGUGCGGAAGAAGUUGUUGUUCCAUACUGGAGAGACUACCUAACAGAUGCAGAAGAGGAAACGCAGAAGUUGGGGACAAUUCUCGCUUUUGCCACUGGGGCCAACACUGUUCCACCAAUUGGCUUCUCUCCACAACCUUCGAUUGAAUUCUUCACCAAGACACAGGAACCACUUCUAAACUGCCAAUUGCAAACACCUGCAUCAAUUGUUUGAAGUUACCACUGCACACCUCUUACAAAGACUUUCAGGAAAACAUGGACUUUGCAUUGGGCAAUACCCAUGGUUUCGGCAUGGCAUAAUUUGCGGGCAGGCCUCCCUCUCAGUAUUGUAGGUCAUGUUUGCAAAGUUAAAUGUGAGUCAGAACUCAAAUAACCCCAAAACAGGUCGUGUCACGUGGUUUUGGUAUGGAUUUCAUUCCACAGUGUUUUGUUUGAAAAAUAUAUACUUGUUGCUUCUUUGUUAAAACAAAAAGGUGCAAAUGUCUUAUUAAGUACUGUUCAGAUUAUCAGAGAGUUCAUUGAAGGAAAAAAACAAGUUUAAUGUGGAUGUUAAUGUGGAGUAAGCUUAAAAUGGGUUUGGAUCUUAGCUCUUCAUUUUAGCCAGGAUCAGGUUGCCAGUAAUCUUGAGACCAAACUGUAAUUACUGUAGCUUGUUGUCAUUGAUAAUUUCCUUGUUUUAAUUUCUACAAUGUUGUUCACCACUCUACCUGCUUUUGAUCAGCAGUAUUUAUGUAACUGAUAUCUCUUAUGUCAGGCCAAAAUGUCAAUGUUGCGUAAACUAAAUGUCACUGAGAUUAUUACCAUUGAAUAUGCUGAGCAUAGUGAUGCGCUACACUUUUGUAGUCCUUGUGUGAAAAGGUUCUAACACUUGUAAAAUGACCAGGUGAUUAAGAUCUUCUGAAAUGUCAGAUAUAAUUAAGUCUCAAGUUUGUUUUGUUUUUUAUAAAAAUGUCAAAUUGUUACUGUUUUAACAUGCAAUACUUGAAAAGUGUAUUUUUCCAGUGAGUCAAUGAAUGUGAAAUAAUUUUUUGCCAUUGUCCUCUUCUGCUGUCUGUUGUGCAGCUUUUGUGUUGAUUCUCAUGUUCCUUCUGUCUUCAAUGUUGACAGAUUCCGCAGAUGCAGUAUUAAUGUUGAUGUUAGUUUUCAACAAAGAACACCAUGUCAAAAUAAAAUUGUGGUUUCACACAUCACAAA